AUGAAGUAUCUGAUGGCACCUUUGGAGGAGUUGGCCAACAUCUCCUGUUUGCUUCAGCUGCAGUGCAGCAUGUUGCAGGCCUCUUCUCUGCCCACACGGGCACACAGCGGGGAAUGGUGGCACGGGCACGUGUCGGCACAACACUCCCACAACUGCUACGAUCGUGCUGCCGGCCCGCAGCCUCCCCGCGGGCUGCGGUGCACCGAGUCCCCCCGCUCGACCUCAGGGUCCUACGCCGGCACCCGCGGGACCGCCCCGACACGGCUCGUGCUGCCGGCUGGACGCAGUCUCCUGCCCGGCCCGGCGGGGCGGCCCGGCGGGCGGGGCGAGAGGCGGGCGCGCCCGACCGUAACGGGGGAGGGAGGGAGCGGCGCCCGCGUGAGGAGCUACCCGGCUGCCGCCACCUCGGCCUCCGCAGCGCCCGUCGGGAGGCGGCCGGGCAGCGCCGCCGCCGAGCCCCCUGCUCCGCCCCGCCGCCCUCUCGUCCUCGUCCCGCUGAGCGCCAUGGCGGCCGCGGCCGCCGAGCCCAGCAGUGGCCGGUACCAGCAGCUGCAGAAUGAAGAGGAGCCAGGUGAGACUGCACCAGUGGUGAAUGAUGCCCCUCCUCCUUACAGCAGCAUUUCUGCCGAGAGUACAGCUUAUUUUGACUACAAGGAUGAGUCAGGAUUUCCUAAGCCUCCAUCUUACAACGUGGCCACAACACUGCCUAGUUAUGAUGAGGCAGAGAGAACCAAGGCUGAGGCCACGAUUCCCUUGGUUCCUGGCAGGGAUGAUGACUUUGUGACACGGGAUGAUUUUGAUGACACUGACCAGCUGAGGAUAGGAAAUGAUGGCAUUUUCAUGCUAACUUUCUUCAUGGCAUUCCUCUUCAACUGGAUUGGAUUUUUCCUGUCUUUCUGUCUGACUACUUCAGCUGCAGGACGAUAUGGGGCCAUUUCUGGGUUUGGUCUGUCUCUUAUUAAGUGGAUCCUUAUUGUCAGGUUCUCCACCUAUUUUCCUGGUUACUUUGAUGGGCAAUAUUGGCUGUGGUGGGUCUUCCUUGUACUAGGUUUUCUGCUGUUUCUCAGAGGAUUUAUUAAUUAUGCAAAGGUUAGGAAGAUGCCAGAUACUUUCUCCACUCUCUCCAGAACCAGAGUUCUCUUUAUUUACUAAAGAUGGUUUCUGGCAAAUGUCUUCCUGCAUUAGUGAAUUCUCCCUCAAGAAGCAACAGGACACCUGCAGGAAGUGAAUCAAGACCCUGGAGAAGAAGAAAAAAUAGUCACCUGCUUUAAAAGAAAUAAAUAAACAAACGUACUGUUGGAAAAAAACCAAGAGAAGCAUUUCUUUCUAUUUGUUUCUAGGUGUAAAAUUUUAAUAAUGCAGACUUCUGUAAUCAUUGAAUCAUUAGUGGCUAAUGUUUGAAAAAGCUGUUGCAGUUGAGUCUGUGGUGUGCUCGUAAAGCCUUUUCUAGAUAGUCUCUGUAGCCAAGUCGGUAGCCCGAGCCAGUCCCCAGAGCCGGCAGGGGCCAGGCUUGCUUUGUCUCCUGGCCAAGGAGCAGGCCUGGGCUCUGCCCCUGCCUGGGCAGCCUGGGGAUGUUGAUCUGGCGGUGAUCUGCGGUUACUGUGGGAGGCCGUGGUUACUCACCCUUCCUCUGCCCAAACCCAGCCAGGAUUAAACUGGGACUGAAUGGAAACGUGGGACGGAUUCGUGAGGUGUCAUUGGGGGAGAGUAUUGUUUUGAAGGUGGCACAAGUAUUAAGUUUUUAAUAGUCUAUCUUCUCAAUGUUGUAGUAUAUUUUACUUUCAUACUACCUACUUUUUGGACUGUAGGGACUGUCACGGUACACAUUGGUAGUGUAAAAAUAAAAGAUCACGUUGCAACUUUGUAUAAAAAAGUACCUUCCAGAACAAAGGCCUUUUUUUUGUUUUUUUCCUUUGGCUUGGGACUUUUGAGAUAAUUCCUAACAUACCUGUAAUUCUUGCUUUUAUAAUUUGUGUUAGCAGAGACUAUGAUGCGUUAUACAUGUAGAUUGAAUGUGCACUCUUGUGCUUCCUGCCAAGUGGUAAUUCACUUCGGAGUUUUACUAUGUUAAAACUGUAAAUAGAGCAGAACAUUAAUAAAUGUCACUUAUGUAGCAA
Colius striatus (speckled mousebird) is the source of this 2117-nucleotide messenger RNA. RefSeq names its product Nedd4 family interacting protein 1 (gene NDFIP1). Gene Ontology annotation, cellular component: Golgi apparatus; endoplasmic reticulum; perinuclear region of cytoplasm. The transcript has 10 exons. Gene Ontology annotation, biological process: metal ion transport; vacuolar transport; ubiquitin-dependent protein catabolic process. NCBI's taxonomy places the organism in Eukaryota, Metazoa, Chordata, Aves, Coliiformes, Coliidae. The record is from RefSeq and is a predicted model, not a curated record. Gene Ontology annotation, molecular function: WW domain binding. Bases 1 to 1152 code for a protein of 383 amino acids.